AUGCAAGGCAAUCUUUUAUUGGCAGUGACAGUAAUCUGCAUUGCCAGGCUUUGCCCCGCUGUGUGUGCUGUUGAUCCACUGACUUGCAUCCUGCAAGGAGACCCGCGAACUCCUGCUUUCUUCAUGGACGGAGACUUUAUUAUUGGAGGAUCUUUCACUAUUCAUUACUCGAACCUAGAGAAUCACACCUACACUAGACGGCCACAGCCACUAGAGUGCAGUGGCAGCAUGAACUUCAAAGAGCUGCGCUAUGCUCGUGUCCUGGAGUUCGCGAUCCAGGAGAUCAACAACAGCUCAGAUCUGCUACCGGGCAUCACGUUAGGAUACAGUAUACAUGACUCUUGUGCCUCUGUGCCAAUGUCAGUCAAACUAGCAUUUCAGUUUGCCAAUGGACUUGACCCCAUAUUUAACUACACUGAUUCUUGUGCAAAUGCUGCUGCUGUGACUGCUGUAGUCGGAGAAUCGGGUUCCACACCAUCUAUAAGCAUGUCAAGGAUUCUCGGUCCAUUUGGGAUUGCACAGGUGAGUCACUCCUCAACAUGCUCGUGCCUCAGUGAUAAACGGCAGUAUCCUACUUUCUUCAGGACCAUCCCCAGCGACCACUAUCAAGCAGCUGCUUUGGCAUCCAUGGUCAAGUACUUCGGAUGGACGUGGAUCGGGGUUGUUCGCAGUGAUUCAGACUAUGGGAACUUUGCCAUGGCAUCAUUCCUGAAAGCUGCGGAAGAGGAGGGAAUAUGUGUUGAGUAUUCGGAGGCCUACUUUAGGACACAGCCACGCAGUAAACUCAAGAGAGUCUCAGAUGUCAUUCGCAGGUCAACGGCUCGUGUAGUAGUUGCUUUCCUGGCCCCGGGUGACAUGAGACUUCUCUUGGAAGAGCUGAGCCAGCAGCCUCCUCCCCCACUGCAGUGGAUUGGCAGUGAGGCGUGGGUUACAGACAAAGAAAUGCUGCGGUUUAAUAUGUGUAUUGGUGCUGUGGGCUUUGCAGUUCCACGAUCUGUUAUCCCUGGUUUACGUAACUUUUUACUUGACCUCUCUCAAGACCAUUUGCUGAACUCUCCCCUGUUGACAGAAUUUUGGGAGAAAUCAUUUAGCUGUAGUUUUAAAAAACGAACAGGCUCUCCAUCUGGUCUGCCAGCAUGUGAUGGCACAGAGGACCUGUAUGCAUUACAGAACCCAUACACAGACACGUCACAGUUGCGAGUCUCUAACUUGGUCUACAAAGCCACAUAUGCUAUAGCGCAUGCCAUCCAUGGCAUUGUCUGUAACAAUGAGCAAUGUAAUAAAAACAUCAAUGUUGAGCCCAAGAAGGUUUUCGAUCAGCUUAAGCGAGUGAACUUCACUAGAAAUAAUUAUUCUGUUUCAUUUGAUGCCAAUGGAGAUCCUGUGGCCACCUAUGAACUUGUGAACUGGCAGCUUCAGAAAGAUGGUUCAAUUAAUUUUGUGACUGUGGGUCGAUAUGAUGCAUCCCAGCCAAAAGGCCAAGAAUUUAGUCUAAGCAGAUCUGUCAUUUGGAACGAUGGCAGUGAAAAGGUUCCCGUGUCUGUGUGCAGUGUGAGCUGUGCCCCAGGCACUAGGAAGGCUGUUCAAAAAGGAAGGCCUGCCUGCUGCUUUGACUGCAUUAACUGUGCAGAAGGAGAGAUCAGCAAUGAGACAGAUUGUCACAGAUGCCCAUCUGAGUACUGGCCCAAUAAAGAUAAUGAUAAGUGCCUUCCUAAACCAGUGGAGUUUCUGUCCUGGGAUGAGAUCCUCGGAAUCAUCCUGGCUGCUUUCUCUAUUGCUGGCUCUUUAGUGGCUUUGAGCAUGACUUCAGUGUUCUACAAAUACAGGACCUCUCCCAUAGUUAGAGCCAACAACUCAGAACUGAGCUUCCUGUUGCUCUUCUCACUGACACUGUGUUUUCUUUGUUCUCUCACUUUCAUUGGUAGACCUACCGAGUGGUCAUGUAUGUUACGUCACACAGCGUUUGGGGUCACUUUUGUCCUCUGUAUCUCUUGUGUUCUGGGGAAAACUAUUGUGGUGUUAAUGGCCUUCAAGGCUACACUUCCAGGUAGUAAUGUCAUGAAAUGGUUUGGACCCCCUCAACAGAGACUCAGUGUUCUUGGUUUCACUCUUGUGCAGGUUCUUAUUUGUGUGCUUUGGUUAACAAUAUCCCCUCCUUUUCCUUACAACAAUAUGCAACACUACAAAGAAAAGAUCAUUUUAGAAUGCAGUUUGGGCUCUGCAGUUGGUUUCUGGGUUGUACUAGGCUAUAUAAGCUUCUUAGCUAUUCUUUGUUUUGUUUUAGCUUUUCUGGCCCGAAAGCUGCCAGAUAACUUCAAUGAAGCCAAAUUCAUCACGUUCAGUAUGCUCAUAUUCUGCGCAGUUUGGAUCACUUUUGUACCCGCUUAUGUCAGUUCUCCAGGGAAGUUCACUGUGGCUGUGGAGAUAUUUGCGAUUUUAGCUUCAAGCUUUGGUUUGAUUCUUUCUAUUUUUGCUCCCAAGUGUUUUAUUAUUGUGUUUAGGCCAGAGCAGAACACCAAAAAAUAUUUAAUGGGUAAAGUACCAUGA
Xyrauchen texanus (razorback sucker) is the source of this 2547-nucleotide messenger RNA. Its product is annotated as extracellular calcium-sensing receptor-like. Gene Ontology annotation, cellular component: membrane. Gene Ontology annotation, biological process: G protein-coupled receptor signaling pathway. The transcript is spliced from 6 exons. Lineage: Eukaryota; Metazoa; Chordata; Actinopteri; Cypriniformes; Catostomidae. The record is from RefSeq and is a predicted model, not a curated record. Gene Ontology annotation, molecular function: G protein-coupled receptor activity. Bases 1 to 2547 code for a protein of 848 amino acids.